Molecule: messenger RNA, 9869 nt
Organism: Amoebophrya sp. A120
Lineage: Eukaryota; Dinophyceae; Syndiniales; Amoebophryaceae
Source: the annotation of a GenBank genome assembly
AGCCUGUUGACUUGGUCAAAUUCCGUCGGGAUUUGUCUGGUAGCUUACAACGAACAGACACAUCCGCGAAAGCGAAGAAAGAGAACAGCUGGUGCAAAGGUUCUUUUCCAAACCAGAACAACGCAUGGCAUCUUCAAAGUGAAGCUAAAACACGACAACGGCCACAAGCGUCGAAACAUGCCGUCAGACUACUCGCCAAGUAAGUCGCUUUCGCCCAAGAAACUCGAGAAGAUGCCGCAGAUUGCGGGGCGGAAAUCUUCCGGCGAACAGAUGCCAGACCACAUGAUGCGCCUGCGCCAGGCGGUUUCCGAAUUCACGGAAAACGUGGGGAAUCUUGGACGUAUUCAAUUGUUACGUGUGAAUUCUUUGCGUAAAAACUCUUCCACGUGGGUACUAUGUGAAAUGACAGCCAGAGAUUUGCUGUACGUGCUGGUAGUAAAAGUACACCUGUCGCAUGAAGAUUUCAUCAAACCAAAACACAGGUGACCCCUCGUCCUCUCCGAGCAAGCAGCUGCGGAACAGUAACUUUACCUCCUCCUCCCCGCCCACAUCCCAAUCCCCGGACCGAAGACGCGGCGCGAAGGCGGAAGACAAGGACAAGUUACUCCGAUCCUCCCUCGCGUCUAUGCCGGAAUCCAUAGCGUCCUCCGCAAAAUUUGCCGGCCCCCCACCUCCCCGGGUCUCUUCCGCCUCGGCCUGCAGCACAAUGACGGCGCCGGAGAGACACGAAGGAAAUGCAGCUAACGUUAUCACCUACCCGAAUUCGCGCACCGUCGCGCGCUGCACCUCCACCGAGGAGCUGAUUGGGUCAAACUUCGACGGAAAUCUCGUGUCCCCGAGCCCGCCAAGACCCAGCUCAUCCAGCUCUAGUGCCGGCGGGGGGUUAGCGGGUUUAAUGCAGAGACGAAGCGGGGCUGCACCACCAGGAACAUCAAGCUACAAUUACAGCACCGGAAUCUCGGGAAUAGCAGGCCUCGAGGGUGACGAACUGCGGUUUUCCGUUUCCACAGUUGGCAACGACGAUUUUUCGAACUCCAGCCUGAAAAACCCGUUAGAGGAGGUGAGCAACAUCCCGUCGAAGCUCGACUUUGGGUCGUCCACCGCAUCCAGUCAGAUGCUGCGCCCCAUGUACCAAACGCAAGGAUGUCUGGGUCUGGAAGAGUUCGAAUUUGUGAUGCGAAGGCUACAGCAUGACAAAAUCUGUCAUGCAUGGCUAGCAAAAGGCCUCAGCUCUUGUUACCGAAAGAAGGGAUUUGUCAUGCGGAUUAGGCAUUCGGGUACCUGCUCAACAUCUGUGACGCUAGAGCUUGCAUGCCACACGAUCUUCUUGGCCAGGCAAAAACUGCAUGACAGACACAGAGCUCGCAUUCUUCCAGACCCAGACAUAUUUGCAUUUGAUAUCAUGCGGGUUAAUAACACGACGACCAGCAAUCCCUCGUCCGUGACCUCUUCGAUGCAGAAUGUGCAGAUCCCAGACGACCUGCGGUUGUCUGCGGAGGAGAAGAAUGAGGCAGUCAUGGCAGCAACUAUGCGGCUGACAAAGCAGAGGCUGGACCUGUUACCGAACAACAGUCCCGGAGCAACAAUAUCCAAUUCCGGUGCGAGAACGCCCGGAGCCAACUCUGCCGGCGUUGCCAUGCCCAAACUCCCUCUCCCCUUCCGCGCGAAGGAGUCGGACUUCGUGGGCGAUAAAUACCGGAAGACGAAUGGGGAAGACUGGUCACCAAACACCGGAGGGUCGCAGUCGUCGCACAACCUUGCUCCGGGUAAUGACGUGGAGGAGGGCACGCCGCCGUUGCUGCAUACGCUGUCGCAGGAAGGUGCAACAUCAAAUGCUGGUGGUGGACCUGGCCCUGUUAUUCCUCUUUCAACGGGAGCUGGUGCACCAGCUUCAGGAGCUGCAAGUGCAACCACCCCCUUCCAAGAUGUCGAAGUCGUGGACCAGGACGAACCUUUGCUCGGAGGUACCAACGCAAUUUUCCAGCCCCGAGGACCUCCAGGCGGGUCUGCAUUGUACCCUCAGCCGGCUGAACCGAUACAAAUACAGCAGCAGCUGCAGCAGAGCAACACCGCUCAUCUGUUGAUCAAGAAGCAAAAAGUGCCUGAAGAAGCUUCCACCACCAUCCCAUCCACAAGCGAUGAGCAGGCCGGUACUAGCGCGUCGGACCACAAUAUCGCGGUUCCGGCUGCGGUAAUCACGGAAGCAGGCGUCGUUCGUGUCCAGCCACUGUCAGCAACGACAUCAGUCGAAACCCCAAUGCAACAGGAGCAAAAUAACUCCCACAACAGCCAGCAAGCUGGUGCCGCCCAGCAACAUUUCUACAUCGGUACGCCCGACGCAGCGAACGCGAGCGUGGUGAGUAGCACGGCGGCGAACGAAUCAUUCUGCCCGGGAAACUCUGUGGUUGUGAAUAUCCCGCCGCAAGACGUGGAGAUCCUGGUGGAUCAGAGAAGCAAUGGAAAUAGCAGUAAUUUGAUGUCGUCGCAGAGAACAAGUGGCGCGUCGAGUUCCAAUGCCGCCAGCCCGGAAAUCGUGUUCAACGCAGUGCCGCCGCCGCCCCCGAAAAGAGCAGCCGCUGGUGCACAAGGCAAUUAUGCCAGUGGGUUGAACAACAGCCAGCAGAAUAGUAUCAACAACUACGUGCUGUCCCAUUCCCAGGAGAAUUUCCUCAACACAUCCAACGCGAGCUCGGCGCCGUCCAGGUCCUCGUUUCACCGAGGAAAUACAAAUAACAAUCUGAACACCAGCGGGGGCCACAAUCUCAAUCGCAGUAGAAACAGCAACUACGCCAUCCCCAUGAGCAGCGACCGUAGCCACAACGAGUUACUCUCCAACACCUCCGCGUUUCACAACAACAGCGCCUACGGGUCUUCCAGAGGUCACGGGCCGGGAAUGAACAGUUUGAUGGGCGGGAUUACGCAGUUGUUUGACGAAGAAGUCAAUGGGAAUUUCAUCCCCGACCAGAGUCUCGACGACUACGAGGCCGAGGCGCAGGACAUCUCCGACUUCUUGGAGCAAGCAGGCGAGAGUCCGGUGGACAAGCGUACGAGGGUAGCGAUGUUGAAUCGCGGAAAACUGCAACAUAAACCGGUUUUGUUUGAAGACCAGAAUCAAAAUGGUUUUCGCAGUGAGCAACACCAGGACCACGAGCAAUUGUCUGGCAACUUCAUCCUCGGUGAUGCAACGGCGAACAACAGCACCUUGCCGAGCAGCAUCCAGGACCACGAGCAAUUGUUUAUGCCUUGCACGGUCGUUAGCAUACAGAGUGGUGAAUUUGCAGUGAAUUUGUAUUGCAUGACUUGCAUUUACUAACAAAAGAGAAGGGCGCUACGUAUUAGACACACGAGCCCAAGCAGCCCACGCAGCGUGAAGGGCUGCUCGUCGCCCGGUGGCGCUUGCAGCACCGAAAGAAGUGGUCUUGCGGGGGCCCGCCGGACUGUGUAGGGCAUAUGUAACCAAAGAUGGUGAAUCGUGGGGCUCUUGUUCAUCUGCGCGUCUGCCUCAGAAGUUCCUCUCCGGAAUGGUCGGGAGGGAGGGCGACGCCUGAACACAGGGGCACUAGUUCAACACGUGCGCUCUCACGAGUUGUGGUUGUGGCUUGGAGUUGGAUAUCUGGGAGUAGCCUCGGGCGGAAGGGAAGGCACGACUCGGCUACGGGCACUAGCUUGCUUGGCCUGGUGUGCUCGGCUUACAACUCCCCAGUCGUGUUUUUGCCCCCGGAGCAAGUCUUUUUCGACGUGGCUCUCAGGUCAAGAAUUCUCUUGGUGAAUUUUGAGGCUUUUUGUUUUUGCGACACUUUUUUGAAGCCCCCAAACCCGGAGUUUCUCACGCGCUAGCGAAUUUUGCGAAGGAGCCGGAGGCCAAAAUUCACCGGCGCCCUUUUCAAAAUUCACCCCAAAAUUCACCGGGCGCCCAUUUUCGACCGUGAUAAGCAAACUUUAGCGCAGAAAAGUGCUCAAAAAAGUGCACAGAUAGGCCAUGAGAAGGAACGCAAAGGCGGAAAAAGCGGAGUCCUCUGCUGCCCUAAGCCCGUCUGUAUUCUGCUGAAAAUGCCGCAAGAUUUCACGCGCCUGCCGGAAAAAUGCGUCAAAGCUCUCGGCCGGGUCCUUUCGUCCUUGCCUGCCUUCUUGCUUAGUUGUAUGCGCCUCGCAGCCUUUAUUUUUGGCGUCUUUGCCGCGGCUGCUGCAGUGCUCUUCUGCGGGAACGGGGAGGCGCAAAAAUCUGCCCAAAGAACGGCGCCCCGGCCAUGUCCUCUGGCUGCCCACUGCACAAAAGCCCGCGGCUGCUGCGCGGUGCAGGGCCUUCUACUUCCCAGAACAGGGCCAAGAGGGACAAUGUCCCGGCGGGCUCAUCUGCAAUUUGGCAUGCAAAAUUCACUACAAAUUCACCACUUCUCAUGCUAACGGGUGUUAAAGCUCUAGGCAAUUGUCUGGCAACUUCAUCCUCGGUGAUGCAACGGCGAACAACAGCACCUUGCCGAGCAGCAUCCAGCUGAAGUUCGACCAAAGUUCCGUCAGUCAAAACGACAUUCUCUUGCAACAGCAGCAGCAGCAGCAGAAUACAACUUCUAGCAUACUUUCCUCGCAAAGCUCCUACGAGCAGCAGCAACUACAGCAGCAGCAUCCGGUGUCCCAGUCGCUCGCCUCGUCCACCGAUCUGUACUUCUCCGCCGGUGCGCUUGCUCCGGGAAGCGGCGGAAAAAGCGUCUACCCCCGGGAGCUGUACAAGGAUACCAGGAGGAUCGGCGGGCAGACGGGCGACUACCCGGCCGCGGUGGUGGUGGAUCAAGACAACAAUCUCCAAGACGACCAGUUCGCGUCGACGAUCAAAGGGGAGAACUCCCCUGGAAACUCAGAUUUUGAACCGUCGAUACUAGCCGAUGUAACGCCGAGGACACCGGCAGAAGAUCGUGGCGCGCUGCAGGGUAGUGGAAGAGGCAUGAUCGGAUCGUCUUCGAGAGGACACAACACCUCCUCCUCUUCCGCGGCCGCGCAGAGCCGCCAGGCAAGCGGCACAUUAAGGAUCCAGAUUCACGACGGGCACGGUUCGAGCGGCGGCACGUUGUCCGCGUCGCCGGAUUCGUUGCAGGGGAGCACGACCAGUGGUGCAGCUGCUGCGGCUUCAAACAAUUACCGACUGGCGUCGGUUCGGUCCACGGAGUCUACGCCGCCCGUGCGAGCGCCGGAACAGAAACCGCUGAAUCGGAGCGGAGUGAUGGUGCCGAAGUUGAUUCUCCCAUCUUCGAACGACAUCAGCGGGGAAGAAGAAAGUAGCCAGAAUGUGAGCAACUUUCAGCAAGAUGGCACCGGAGAUUAUAGUCAACAGCAGCAGCAGCUACCGGCUUCUGUAGACGGUGACGAGAACAAUCCCAACAACCGCUCCCAGCUUUCCGCCGGCGGUGCGAGUUCGAUCAAUUCGCAGAAUGAAAUUCACAGAUUCAUGAAGAACUGCAGCAAUGGGAACAUCAUGGAGGAGUUGCAACCAGGAUCGAACUCCCACGCACAGCAAAUGCAAAGGCAGCAACAGCAGCAAAAUCCACCUGGUGCAGCGGCUUCAGCCAGUACUGGCAGCAGUAUGCAAAUCCCGUUUCUGCGCAGUCGACAGCACAAUGACCCCCAGCAGUUUUUCAACAACAAUAACGGCGAGGAAACCGCUCCUUCGAGGACAAGAUUCACCCGGUCGAAUCACCAAACCCCGUCUCUGCUAAUCGGCGCGUCGGCGACGCAUUCGCAUUUGAAUUCCAUGAAUUUGAAUAAUGGCCGGAUUCAUCACAAUCAAGACACGUUGCUGCUGAACUCACCGUUUGACCGCGAUUUAGAGCGUGCUAGCAGGCUGCGGCAGUUGUCUGGCGGGCAACUAUCUGGCAACAGCUCUGUGAUGGGUUCGCGGAACAGAACACCGACGUCCUCUUCUUCUGUGAAUGAAAGCGGGAAGCAGAAGUACCACUGGCGGGUACGGCAGAAAUUGCUGGAGUUGAAGGCCUGUGCCGGCGUACAGUCUAGUUUAAUGAACAACGGACAAGGCAAUCCCAUGGUCGAUAAUGACGCGCCUUUCCUCGCUGGGCAGGAGGAGGAAGAAGUACACAUUGCGGACGUCAGCACGCCAAGCACAGAGAACGGAGCAAUGCCCCCAAGAAGAGCGCGAGGCGCGCACGUCCGGGAUAAUAUGGGCCGGACGGGGUCACAGGUAUUCGCAAGAACGCUUUCCAUACGUACAGGGUACAUCAGAGAUGACUCCCGUCUUCAGUUUUCACUCAUGCUUUUUUCCAAAGAUCUGGCGGUGUAACUGUACGAGCAAAGAGGUGCAGAAGCACGAGCACACGAAAUGGUCUAGCAUAAAUUUCAUUUCAUUUACGACUGCAGGGCUCGUCUGGUAGACUUGGUCCAAGCGCGUCCGCCUCACAAGCCGAUGGUACGGACCCGCUGGACAUUGCGGUAAGCCGGCCUAUUUUCCUUUUGCUUUGUUAUCAGUUCGAGCACCACCAUUAGCGUAAAUUGAACAUGAACGAGAAGAUCAUGGGAUCUUUCAAAUUUAGAUUCAGUGCAGCUGUUGAGUAGAUGUAGAAUGAUGGGAUCAGAAAUUCUAGAAAUUGUACUCAAACGCAAACUAUGUAAAUUCUACCCGCAAAGGUCCUCGAAAAAGAGAACAACGUGCUGGCUGAGGAGCUGGUCCGUAUGCAGCUCUAUUCCGAAAAUGAAAAGUACGAGCUGCACGAGGAAAUCCGCGCAGCCAAAAUGGAAAUCCAGGUAUUGAUCAUUUUCGUGAUGCAGCUGUUUUCCAGAUGACAGUUAGUGGUCUGUUAACGUAGACGUACCACAUGAUCCGCUUACAUCAUCCGCACGGGUUCGCUAGCACUGCGCUCCGUUUAUUCAUGAGCCAGAGUUUGAUAGUAUACCGUGCUAAAAUAAAGGGCUGCACUGCUAAUUUUCAAAAGGCGAAAAGUAAAUCUGGUCAAAACACUUCACCGUCCUUAAGGACCUAUGGUUUAGUGUUUACGACUUUUCGUGCGUGCGACAAAUCUAUACAUAGCUUCUACCAAUGACAAGUUGCAAUUAGUGCAAAUGCUGCACAAGAACGAGAGCCAGAGCGAACUUCUGAUUUCAAAAAAGAUCGUUUUCAUAGUUCCGCCAUCGUUGAAAAUUCGUUAAAACAGCGGGAGCGGCGAAACCGCAUGCGGAUCGAGAGCAAAUUGGCGGUGCAGAGCAAGUACUCGGAGAAAAUGGUGUCCGACAACAUAGAGCUGCAGACAGAACUUUCCGAGACCUGCCGCAAGUUCUUCUCCUCUGCGGCAUCCUCCGUCGCAGGCAGCAGAAGUGUCGGUGGCAACGGCGGUGGAGGCCUGAGUCAGCACGAUCUGUCAAGUACUGAUCCCUGCUUGAUUGUGUGUGUGAGUUGCUCUUGAUCUGUUGGAAAGUGUCGGUUUGUAGUUCCUUUGUGCUCAUUGUCAUUCAACUUUCCGAGCGAAAAUUUGUAUGGCACACCAGGAUGACACCUAGAUUUUGUCACUACCGCGCCUACCACAUCUAGUGUGUGGGCAUGGGCGAGACACUUCUUCAUGGGUAAUUUGCGUCUGACAAAACCGGUCUUCUACCACGAAGAAGAUUUGAAAAGCAGUAGUUUGAAAGAUUUCUGUAGAACUUUGAGGGUGAGCGAUAAUAUCUGCGUUCGAUACUUCUAGUGUAUGUGAUGAAUUCCUCACGAUUCUGCAUCUAUGUAUCAAAGGUAUUGCAACCGUCGGUGGCCUCACAUCCGGAAGAAACUCUCGCGCUUCUUCUGUCGGUCGGUUUGCUGAGUUCGUCUCUUCUCGCCCAGCGCGCGCACAGGAGCGAUCUGCUCCGCCGGGGGGCGUUCGGCUGUCAUCGUGGUUACCAGGGGAACAUCAACAUGCUCCGUAUUCGUUUCAACAAGGAAGUACCAGAGGCGGAUCGGCCCAGCGCGACACCACAUCAUAUCUCCCACGACCUGUGCAACACUCUCAUUCCGCGCCCGCAGCUCCGAGUCAGCUCGCGCACCCUACGCAAGUGCAGCACUCUGCGUUUGCGUACCAGCAGCCGGUCAGUCAGUCGCAGCCCUCUUCUGCCGCGUUUCCUCAGCAACAGCAGGCUGCCCCUCAACCGGUGAUACAGGUUUCGGUUUCUCAGCCGCAACCGUACCCUUCUGCGUAUAAUCAUCAUUCCAUGCCGCCGCAGCAAGUUCUUUCCGGGGGUGGCCCGCAUUUUACCCGACAGGGCACUGCAGCUCCUUCUGUUCCGCAAUUUACCACCGCACCGCAACAGCAGCAAUUUCAGCCACACCAUCCGGUACAGUUUGCGAUCCCACAGCAAACGCAGCCCCAGUUUGCUGUUCAGCCCGCACCUCAGUGGACGGCUGCUGCUCCCCCGUCGAAUCCUCAUGCAGGCGUGGUGCAACAUGCUUCCUACAACGACGGUGUCCAACAACUUCCGCCAGCACACCAAGCCCAGCAAAACUUCCACAGCACGACCUCUUCCUAUCAAAGUCCUUUUCCUCAACCAGGUCCUUCUGUUUUGAAGAACAGCAACGACCAAACGCCUCAGCUUCCGUUUUACGCAGACAGUUCUGCUCAACAGUCGGUGACGUCUUCUGUCAUCUCGCGGGGCUUCAAUCAGUUGCGCCGGCAGUCGGUACAGAGUGUAUGGAUUGCAAAAAUGUCUGGGUCUGGAAACUUGUGAUGCAAGUCAGGGAAAAAUGCGCAUACUGUAAAGCACUGCCAAGCAUGACAAGUUUUUCCGUGGUUCAGAGUUGCGUACUCCGCAUGAGAAACUGCGUUUUUGCAUGACAGGGAAGAGAAGCCCUUUGCCGCCACGCAAUACAGAGCUCAAAGUCACGCCGGACUAGCAAUCUUCCAGACACAGACAUUUUUGCAUUUGAUAGAGUGCUGCGGGAAACAACAUGGACACGACGCUAGAAAGCAGGAUGCGCAUGGCAGCGGAGCAGCGAAGAAAAAUGCAGGAGAAAGCAUUCUUGAAGGUGAAUGGCUUGGCGAAUUAGUAGAGAUCGUCGUGGUAUGCUCUCGCGCUUCGGGGACGAGCUGUUCCGGUGUCUCUGAUUAAGUUCAGGACAUGAUUCGUCGUGGUUGGUUUGCUGGUUUGCGCUUCUCAUCAUGAUAUGAGAACGCAGAUAGAAGGCUCAUCAGCAUACCUAGGUUGGUAGUACCAAUAACAGUACGAAAUUGUUUUCCGCUCGCGUAUGUUAGAAUUCCGCUUGACAAGGUUGCUCGUAACUACAAAGACAAAGAAAUGCUACACGCGUUGCCGAUCGAGGCAGUAAGGAUUUUCGCUUUAUCAAUCUAUUGUAUCACGAUGGACUCCCGAUCCAGUCCAUGUCUCAGAGCAGGUCGCCUCGUCUUUCUCCCACCGCACUGGUUUCCUUCUUCCCAGAACUACUUCUGUUUUACCGAAGUGCGACCUUCUUCCGAGAACUAAAACUUCCCAUUGCUAUGCCUUGGUAAUAAUUUACGCUACGCAUCGCAGCUACGAGCUGCAUCUUCAAGUUCUUCGUGUAUACCCUUCGCCGUACUUACUCGAACUCAACCUGCUGGGGGAGAGACAAAACUUCCGGCGUCUUGACGCCCCGGGCACCUGCUGCGGCCACGCAGGUAGAAGCUUACAAAGAACGCACGCUUUCAGCCGUGGGAGCUAAACUUAAAAAUGUGAUCAGGAGGCUAUCUUCAGAAAUUAAAAUGGAAUAACGAUGCCGAUUCAGGGUUCAGGAGAAAAAAGGAGGAUCGGAUCGCCGUCUUCACACGAAAAGACGAAGAGCUCUGGUGUUCAGUUCGAAUUUACAUGGCACAGUUUCGAACCUGGCACAGAGGAAAAGAAAAAGAGGUCAGAGAAUUUUUCUGAUUAGC